Molecule: messenger RNA, 4171 nt
Organism: Papaver somniferum (opium poppy)
Lineage: Eukaryota; Viridiplantae; Streptophyta; Magnoliopsida; Ranunculales; Papaveraceae
Exons: 6
Coding region: 882-3914 (1010 amino acids)
Source: RefSeq, a predicted model, not a curated record
AAUAUCCUCUCUCUUUCUCUCCCUUCACUCACUCAAUCCCCACUCUCUCUCCGCUCUGGUCUUUCCUUUCACAAUAACAACUCCUCCUUCAAUCGUAAUCCAAAAAAAAAAAAAAAGUCCGUGAAGAGAAAGUCGUUGAUACUAAGAUUUCAAAACCUUUAUCCUCAGUUUUUUUUCACAAAACAAAUUAAAGUAAAGAUUUCUGGCAUAAAAAAUCUGACCUGAUCGUGAUAGUACACACCGGUAGUCAUAUUAUCCGGUAUUAUUAUUCUCUUUAUACUAAAUGAACCGGAAUGUCAGAUUCCGUCGACAUUUCACUGGUUACAACUUCUAAGAUUAUUUCAGACAAUAAGGUCUAAUAAGACACCUUUCGUAUAUCCUCCUCUUAAAGGAUAAAAAAAAGCUGUCUUUCUUUUCUUUUGGUUGUUUGUUCUUUCUUACAACUUUUACCUAUUUCAUCUUGAUCUCGAUUUUCGAAACUCAUUCGUAUUAUUAACUUUUACUGAGAAUUAGAUUCUCUUAUUUUGUGCAGAUUUUUGUUUUUCUGGCUGGCUGGAAUCUAGUUGGUUAAAUUUUCUGAUUGAUUGUUCAUUUGAAAGUAUAAAUUCAACUUUUUUUUUUUUCUUAUUUGUACUUUCAAACUCAUAGAUUUUCUCUUUUUAUUUUUUCUGUGGCUUUAAUUUAGUUCUUAUCUUUCUACUGUUAUCUUGUAUCACUGCAGCUUGUAUAAUUUUCAAAAAUUCCUCUUGCAUUUUUGAUAAAUGUAGGUUCAUUGAUUUAGGGUUUUUAGUCGAUUUUGUAUCUGCUUUUAUGUGCAAUUUAUGAUUUUGAGGUUAAUUUUCGGAUCCAAACCUAAUAUCUGAAAUCUAGGGUUUUUUAGGAUGAAUAGUACUCAGAAAAUAAGAGGAGCAGAUCUUGAAACGCCUUUCCCUGGAUGCAUGGGUAGGAUGGUUAAUCUCUUUGAUUUUGGGCCUGGCAUGACGGGGAACAAGCUUCUCAUUGAUAAAGAACAUCAAAAUGCUCCUAGGGGUCGACCGGAAGUGAUAAAGAAGACGUUGGAUCCUAUAGGAGAUCAGAUAGAGGAGAAGCAAAUAGGAUGUGAGUUGAAAAGGUCUCCUUCAAAUACAAAAUAUAAUGGAACACCCAUGAAGACGCUUAUAGCACAAGAAAUGUCUAGAGAAAAUGGGUGUAAGCAGAAUCCACCCAGUGUCGUUGCCAAGUUGAUGGGGCUUGAUACGCUCCCAGAGCGGCAGCCAAACUCAGCAGCACAAAGAAGUCAAUCAAAUGGUUAUCGGCGAAAUGCUUUUUCGCAACCAGGAACACCAAAUAGAUAUAUGCAGCAAGAUAAUGAUUUCUUGGAUAGGCGAAGGCCAAGUGAGAUUCCCCCAUACCAGGAUCAUUUAGAAUACAAAGAUGUAUACGAAGUCUGGCAAAAUUCUCCAAAAUCUUGUUAUGGUGAAGAUAAAUUGCCCCAGGGGGGUAGACAUAAAGAAAGCCAAGAUGAGAAAAAGAUGGCCCUAGUGCGUGAGAAGUUCAUUGAAGCAAAGCGCUUGUCUAUGAACGAAAAACAUCGACAGUCUAACGAGUUCCAAGAGGCAUUGGAGUUCUUGAGUUCAAACAAAGAUUUGUUCCUCAAGUUAUUGCAAGAACCAAAUUCUGUGUUCUCGAAUCAUCUAAAUGAAUUACAAUCUAUUCCCCCACCUGCUCAGACGAAACGCAUCACGGUACUUAAACCAUCUAGAACAAUGGAAAAUAACGGUUAUGUAGGAUUUGAAAGGAAGAGCGAGAAACCUGCAAAGAAACAAAAUCAGGUAGAUGAAGCAAAUGGAUGGAGUAAAAAAAAUCCUGGGUGGAGUUCUCCUUUCACCAAUAAUAACACUGACCAUUCUGCUCCACCAACCCGGAUUGUGGUUUUAAAACCUAGCCCCGGUAAGGCUCAUGAUAUCAAGGCUGUGGUUUCUUCACUUCCCUUAUCACCAAGACUGUAUCAGAGUAACGAUUUUUAUGAAGAACUUGAGAAUGAUGAGAUGCAGUCCUCAAGGAAAGUGGCUAUGGAAAUCACACUACAGAUGCGCGGAAGUGUAGAUAGCCAACAGAAGGAAGAGACUGUAAAUUCUUCUGUAUUUUCCAAUGGAUAUGUUGGAGAUGAAAGCUCCUUCAAUAGGUCAGAGAAUGAAUUCAUAGAGGAGGGAAACCUCUCUGAAACAGAAGUUGUGACACCAACUUCAAGGUAUUCAUGGGAUUAUGGCAAUAGAUUUGGUAGUCCAUACUCUUCGUCCUCCUUCAGUAGAGCAUCCUUGUCUCCGGAAUCUUCAGUUUGCAGGGAAGCAAAGAAGCGACUUUCAGAAAGGUGGGCGGUAGUUGCAUCAAACAGAAUAGGUCAAGAACAAAGGCAAGUUAGGAGAAGCUCCAGUACACUAGGUGAGAUGCUUGCUCUGUCUGAUGUGAAUAAAUCAGUAAGAUCUGGUGAAGUUGGGUCUGAUGGAAGACAGUGUGUCCCAACUAGCAAGUCCUGUGGUGGUGAACAGGACCUGAGUUACCCAUUGUCAUCUUUGGCGAUCUUUACGGGCAACAUUCAUGGUGGGGAAGAUUCUCCUAAGAAUCUAGUAAGGUCGAGAUCUCUCCCUGUAAGUUCUACGGUCUAUGGUACCACGUUGGUGGAUGAAGUUUCUAAUCCUCCAGUUAGUAAAGCUAGUAUUUCUAAUGAAGUGUCACAGUCAAAGAAUGGGAAAUCAUCGUUCAAGGGGAAAGUGUCGAGUUUGUUUUUCUUGAGAAACAAAAAAACAAUUAAGGAGAAAUUGAAUGUAUCAUUUGGCAGUGGUUCUGACAAAGAACCUCAAUCUGCCAUUGCUGAACUACCAGUUGUUGCAAAGAAGUCCAUCCCUGAUAUUGCAAGUGACAUUAUUCCUCCAUCUGUAACAAACAUUGGUGCUGAAGGAUUCUCAGUGCACAGUCCUAGAGGAUCCUUUUGCAACAACACUUCACCAGCUUCUGUUAUAGAACCAAAUCAAGGCAUCUUCUCCAAUGAGGCUGUACCGUGUGCGUUUAAACCUUGGUUUUCUGGAAGUCGAAGUGAGAACCAGGACCAACCAAGUCCUAUUUCAGUUUUGGAAAGACCAUUCGAAGAUGAUGUUAGCUCGACGAUGUCUUAUGAUAACAUCAAAUCAGACAUCCAAGCAGGUGAAUAUGCACUUCUUCGCUCUUUUAAGUCUAAUCUGAUCUCUAAAUCUCCACCAAUUGGAUCACUAGCUAGGUCAUUGUCGUGGGAUGAUUCUUGUUCAGAUGUAGCAACGACUGAUCCCCUUAAUUCCUGUCCACCCCUCUCUGAGGCAGAGGAAGAACAAGAAAGAUUUUUAUUUGUUCAGUCUUUACUGUCAUCCACAUCCCUAGAUUGGAACGGUCACUCUGAUAAUGUCUUCACCAGAUGGCAUUCACCAGAGUGCCCAUUGGACCCGUCCGUGUUGGACAAAUUUUUCAAUCAGGUAGAGGUCAAAGAGCAAACGUAUGGGGCUAAAUGCAGGAACAGGAAACUAAGAUCAAAUCACAAACUGUUAUUCGACUGUGUAAACACAGCGCUAAUGGAUAUCAUUGGUUAUGGAACAGAAACAAGUUUAUGGACUAGAAUGUCUAGUAAUUCCAGUAAAAGCCUAUCUAUAGGUGAAUCAGUGAUUAUGGAAGAAGUUUGGAGCCGAGUGAAGGAAUGGUUUUCAAACGAAUCAAAAUGUUUUUCAAGGGAAAAUGGAGACAAUAAUGGUUUGGUGGUUGAAACGGUAGUGCGAAAAGAAGUCGUAGGAAGAGGGUGGGUUGAACUUAUGCGGUUGGAAGUAGAUGGUAUUGGCAAUGAUAUUGAAGGAGAAGUGCUGGAAGAGCUAGUUGAUGAGGCUUUGUUUGACUUGACAGGUCGACUAUGUUAGAAGAUCAGGGUUCUUUUUUGCCCUUCAAUUGUUUGAGUUUAAUUUACUUAAUCUGAUUGUUGUAUCAUUAUCUUCAUCAUCUAUCUCAUAAUUAUCUCUGAAGUCCCACUUUUUAUUUGUUUAAUGCUUCAAAAUCUGUGUAUGUAGUUAUGUACUGUUUGGUUUUGAUUUUUUUUCUUUUAAAUCAACCUUGUAUCAUUGUAUGUAUUAUGUCUCUGUUUUCCUUAUAUAACCUAAUCUGCCAUUAUUUAUUUUUC